AUGGCAUCCUCUGCUUGCACCAGAGCCAUCUUCCCUUCAUCCUUCACCGCUUCUUCUUCUUCUAAUUCAGAAUCAAAGUCAAAACUUUCUCAUGUCUCGUUCAUCAACACUACCUCCUCCAUACCCAUCUGCCGAAAACUCUCCCAUGCUUGCUCCUCCAAACGCACCUUGGUGGUCAACAAUGUGUUCAAAACAGUUAACCCGACAAAAACCUCUGGUGGGAGCUCCAAGUCCGAGGAUGUUGCGUCUUUGGGUCAAAAACCGACCAUCUUGGUCUCCGAGAAACUUGGAGAGGCGGGACUUAAGGUAUUACGCGGUUUCGGGCACGUGGAAUGCGCGUAUGAGCUCUCGCAGGAGGAGCUCUGCUCCAAGAUCUCGUGCUGCGACGCUUUAAUUGUGAGAAGCGGAACCAAGGUGACGAGGGAAGUGUUUGAAGCUGGAAAAGGGAGGUUGAAGGUGGUGGGAAGAGCCGGUGUGGGCAUUGACAACGUGGAUCUGCAAGCUGCCACUGAAUUUGGCUGCCUCGUCGUGAAUGCUCCCACCGCCAACACUAUUGCUGCUGCCGAGCACGGCAUCGCUCUCCUCGCCGCCAUGGCCCGCAACAUUGCCCAGGCUGACGCCUCCACCAAAGCUGGAAAAUGGCAGAGAAGCAAGUAUGUGGGAGUUUCUAUGGUUGGAAAGACAUUAGCGGUGAUGGGUUUUGGAAAAGUUGGAUCUGAAGUGGCGAGGCGUGCAAAAGGGUUGGGCAUGCACGUGAUUGCUCAUGACCCCUAUGCUCCGGCUGAUAGGGCCCGUGCCAUUGGUGUGGAUCUUGUGUCCUUUGAUCAGGCCAUUGCCACUGCAGAUUUCAUCUCCCUCCACAUGCCACUCACUCCAACCACUAACAAGGUCUUCAAUGACGACACUUUUUCAAAGAUGAAGAAGGGAGUUCGGAUCGUCAACGUUGCUAGAGGAGGAGUCAUUGAUGAAGAUGCAUUAGUAAGAGCCCUUGACAGUGGAAUCGUUGCUCAGGCAGCUCUUGAUGUCUUCACCGAGGAGCCUCCUUCCAAAGGUAGUAAGUUAGUGCAACACGAGAAUGUCACUGUUACCCCUCAUCUUGGAGCUAGCACCAAAGAGGCACAGGAGGGUGUAGCUAUUGAAAUAGCAGAGGCUGUGCUAGGAGCGUUGAAAGGGGAGCUCUCAGCAACUGCUGUCAAUGCUCCUAUGGUUGCUCCUGAGGUGCUGUCAGAAUUGGCCCCAUAUGUGGUGCUAGCUGAGAAGCUGGGGAGGCUUGCUGUGCAGUUGGUAUCUGGAGGAAGUGGGAUAAAAUCUGUGAAGGUGGUUUAUCGAUCAGCUAGAGGCCCGGAUGACUUGGACACUAGACUUCUGCGAGCCAUGGUUACAAAGGGCCUCAUUGAACCAAUUUCAAACACCAUUGUGAACCUUGUGAAUGCGGAUUACAUAGCAAAGCAGAAAGGGCUUCGCAUAAGUGAGGAACGAGUGGUUGUUGAUUCAUCUCCUGAGCUGCCUGUUGAUUCAAUCCAGGUACAGAUAUCAAGUGUGGACUCCAAAUUUGCUAGUGCUGUAUCAGAGGGUGGUCACAUCAGCAUAGAUGGAAAAGUGAAGUUUGGAGAACCCCACCUGACAUGUGUGGGGUCUUUCGAUGUGGAUGUGAGCUUAGAAGGGAAUCUAAUCCUGUGCCGACAGGUGGAUCAGCCUGGCAUGAUUGGUCGUGUUGGAAACAUACUUGGUGAACAAAACGUGAAUGUGAGCUUCAUGAGCGUGGGAAGGACAUCUCGUAGGAAGAAGGCAAUCAUGGCUAUUGGUGUUGAUGAGGAACCAAACAAGGAGGCUCUUGAUAAUAUUGGAGCCGUGCCUGCCAUUGAAGAGUUCGUAUUCCUCAAGCUGUAG
Messenger RNA from Sphenostylis stenocarpa, 1890 nucleotides. The record is from the annotation of a GenBank genome assembly. Lineage: Eukaryota; Viridiplantae; Streptophyta; Magnoliopsida; Fabales; Fabaceae.